Tarenaya hassleriana is the source of this 2690-nucleotide messenger RNA. RefSeq names its product beta-D-xylosidase 1. Bases 67 to 2394 code for a protein of 775 amino acids. Gene Ontology annotation, biological process: arabinan catabolic process; xylan catabolic process. Gene Ontology annotation, molecular function: xylan 1,4-beta-xylosidase activity; alpha-L-arabinofuranosidase activity. The transcript is spliced from 7 exons. The record is from RefSeq and is a predicted model, not a curated record. Gene Ontology annotation, cellular component: plant-type cell wall. NCBI's taxonomy places the organism in Eukaryota, Viridiplantae, Streptophyta, Magnoliopsida, Brassicales, Cleomaceae.
CCCCACAAAUCAAAACACACGAAAAAAAAAACACUUACAUGUAUACAUACACAUACACAUAAAAGCAUGUCGUGUAAUAAAAUAUCAACGAGUAACAAACUCGUGGUGCAACUACUACUCGUAUUAUGGUUGGUUCACGCGUCCGAGUCGGCUCGGCCACCGUUCGCAUGCGAUCCGGCGAACGGGUUGACACGGACGCUCAGGUUCUGCCGAGUCAAUGUCCCGCUCCACCUCAGGGUCCAGGACUUGAUCGGACGGCUGACAUUGCAGGAGAAGAUCCGGCUGCUCGUGAACAACGCCGCCGCCGUGCCACGGCUCGGCAUCGGAGGAUACGAGUGGUGGUCCGAGGCUCUACACGGCGUCUCCGACGUGGGCCCCGGCGUUAGGUUCGGCGGUCAAUUUCCCGGCGCCACCAGUUUCCCUCAGGUCAUCACCACCGCCGCCUCUUUCAACCAGUCCUUAUGGGAAGAGAUUGGACGGGUUGUGUCGGAUGAGGCGAGAGCAAUGUACAACGGGGGAAUGGCCGGCCUGAGCUAUUGGAGCCCUAACGUGAACAUAUUCCGAGACCCACGGUGGGGCCGCGGCCAAGAGACUCCCGGAGAAGAUCCGGUCGUCGCCGGAAAAUAUGCGGCGAGUUAUGUCCGAGGACUUCAGGGCAAUGCUGUCGGAAACCGACUCAAAGUCGCCGCCUGUUGCAAACAUUACACCGCUUACGAUCUCGAUAACUGGAAUGGCGUCGAUCGUUUUCAUUUUAACGCUAAGGUAACAAAACAAGACCUAGAGGAUACGUACAACGUGCCAUUCAAGGCGUGCGUGGCGGAGGGCAGAGUCGCGAGUGUAAUGUGUUCGUACAAUCAAGUCAACGGAAAACCCACUUGUGCCGACCAAGACCUCCUCAAGAACACCAUCCGUGGCCAAUGGCGUCUCAACGGGUACAUUGUCUCGGAUUGCGAUUCCGUCGACGUUUUCUUCAAUAAACAACACUAUACUUCUACCCCGGAGGAAGCCGCCGCCGCCUCCAUCAAAGCCGGUCUUGAUUUAGACUGUGGACCGUUUUUGGCGAUAUUCACGGAAGGAGCGGUGAAAAGGGGACUGUUAACGGUGAACGAUGUGGAUUUAGCGUUGGCCAACACAAUGACCGUCCAAAUGAGGCUUGGAAUGUUCGACGGUAAUAAUGGACCGUACGCUAACCUUGGUCCUAGAGAUGUCUGCACCACGGCCCACCAGAACCUAGCCCUCGAGGCCGCCCACCAGGGCAUCGUUCUCCUUAAAAACUCCGGCCGCUCGCUUCCGUUGUCCCGCACUCGCCACCGCACCGUCGCCGUUAUCGGACCCAACUCCGAUGUUACGGUUACCAUGAUCGGAAACUAUGCAGGAAAGGCGUGUGCUUACACCUCACCACUACAAGGCAUUUCGAGAUACGCAAGAACAAUUCACCAAGCAGGUUGCUCCGGCGUGGCGUGCACCGACGCCGGCCAAAUCGGAGCCGCGGAGGCGGCGGCGCGUCAGGCCGACGCGACGGUGCUAGUGAUGGGACUCGACCAGUCCAUAGAGGCUGAGACAGUGGACCGGACCGGUCUUCUCUUGCCAGGCCACCAACAAGAGCUCAUCUCUCGCGUGGCUCGGGCCUCACGAGGCCCAACUAUUUUGGUCUUAAUGAGUGGUGGGCCCAUUGACAUCUCCUUCGCUAAGAAUGAUCCACGUGUCGGGGCUAUUAUUUGGGCCGGGUAUCCGGGUCAAGCAGGUGGAGCCGCCAUUGCUGACGUCAUCUUUGGCACGGCAAAUCCAGGAGGAAAGCUACCGAUGACGUGGUAUCCACAAAAUUUCGUGGCAAAAGUGCCAAUGACGAAUAUGGCCCUGAGGCCAUCACUAAAUUACCCCGGAAGGACUUAUAGGUUUUACAAAGGCCCAGUUGUGUACCCGUUUGGUUUCGGGCUAAGUUACACAACUUUCACUCACUCCUUCGCCCAAAACCCACAAACACAAUUCUCAGUACCCCUCAUUUCCACCUAUAUUCUCAAUUCUGCCACUCUCAACUCUUCUUCCCACUCCAUCAAAGCGUCUCACGCCGACUGCGGUAAAAUGACCAUUUUGCCCUUUCACGUCGAGGUGGCUAACACCGGGGAAUUCGACGGGACUCAUACCAUGUUCGUAUUUGCCGAACCUCCGGAGAAUUCCAAAGGGUCGGGUUUGAUCAAACAGCUUGUUGGGUUCGAAAAGGUUCACGUCUCGGCAGGGGCAAAACGGGUAAUUCGGGUUGAUGUUCAUGCUUGCAAGCAUCUUGGUGUCGUGGACGAGUACGGGAAGAGAAGGAUUCCGUUCGGUGAGCAUAAAUUGCACAUUGGUGACAUCAAACAUUCUAUUUUGGUCAAACCAAGCAUUGGAGGGAAUUAAAUUAAAAUGUUUAUAAAAAAAAAGUCACAAGGUAAUAUAUUAGGGAAACCUCUUAACAGAGUGGAGGGUUCCCUUCUCAUAUAUGGAAAAUGAGGAUUAGGUUCGUCUUUAUGGGAUUUUUAACAAAAAUUAAGGUUUGAUUUCAUAUAUAAAUGUACAAGUACCAAAGGGUGGCUUGUAGAUUGUUUCAUAUAUUACUAUGAUAUUGUAAUUCGUGGCUCCAAAAACGGAGGAGCUCUUGUAAUAUUUGAUACUGUGAGAAUAUGAAAAAGAAUAAUGAAUCGUAUUUGCUUUCA